This is a messenger RNA of Ctenopharyngodon idella (grass carp), 2335 nucleotides long. RefSeq lists its product as uncharacterized. NCBI's taxonomy places the organism in Eukaryota, Metazoa, Chordata, Actinopteri, Cypriniformes, Xenocyprididae. The record is from RefSeq and is a predicted model, not a curated record. The coding region runs from base 366 to 1292 and encodes 308 amino acids. The transcript has 5 exons.
GUCUGUCAUUAUAAUAGAGUCAAACGAGAGGUGGCCAACGGUAAGAAGGAAAUCCAGGAUAAAACACUUAUUUUAACGGCCCAAGUCAAACGGAGGAAUGAAAAGCUCACAUUGAGGGAAGUUUGUUCAAAUUGUUCGUAUUUUUAACUCUCAGAGUGACAACAGCUCAAAGUCCACUCGUGCUCGGUUCGUGACAGAGACUAAACAGGUUUCAAUCCAUCCGUGGUGGAAAUAUAUGACGGAAUAACAAGUUCUCAUUAAGCGAUGUAGUUUUACGUCCAUCCUCCAACCCCUAAUGCUGUAAAGGGGUCAAAAUCAAAAACUGUAUUCCACUCCACCGGUCCCGGGGUGGGUGGACCACCAGUAUGGACCCCUGGCAAAAUCUGGUGUCCAGAUGUUCGGCAUGGUGGCAGAUGCAUACGCCGCAUGCUCUCAGAGCUUGUGUGUAUGAGGUGUGUAAACCCCUGGUGCCACUCCUGCUGUGCAUCGCUGCCCUGGUGGCUGUGAUUAUGUACGCUCUGGCGGAUAAUCUACACAGUUUUGUAAGCAGGAUCUUCAUUCCCCAGUAUCACUAUCCUUAUGCGGUGCCACUUGCAUUUAUACAGGUAUUUCUGAAUCUCCUGGCGCUGCUAGCUUUGCAUGGUGUGGGUCUGAUCCACCUGAAACCUUUUUCACUGAGGCUGGCUGAGCGUUUGUUUGUGCCGGCAGUUUGCGGGAGCAUCCAGUGUGUUCUAGCCGUAUGGGCUGAAGCUUUUUCCCACUCUGGCCUGUACCCUCUAAUCGCUCGCUUCCUCCCAAUGGUCAGUGUGAGCUUGGGUCACCUGUUUGCACUGAAUAUGCCAGGCUCCAUCCAUGUCUCAAGCCUUCUAACAGUUCUCACCUUCGCCUCUGUCAGCAUCACAGCAUGUGAUGGACUGCAUGCGAUGGAGCCGCUGGAGUAUGUCUACUCUCCUCUCAGCUUGGUCCUCCACAGCAUGUCUCUUGCCUGGCUAGCUAAAGUCGCCCAAACGGAGCGAAGCAAUACCUCAACCUUUGACCUUUACUACACUCUGACAGUGACACGUACCCUCUUAUUAGGGUUCCUGUGUGUUUUGCACCCUGACGGCCCAAAGGCACUGAGUAAUGGCAACUGGCACAGUCUGCUGUUUCUGGGAUACAUGCUCGGGAUGUUGCUGCUCGGUGCUGUGCAGCUUCUUUUUGUGGAUGUUACAGCGCUGUAUUUAUCUGCUCUCCCAGCAGCCGUGCUGCAUGCGACCAGAGGGCUCGUACUGCCCUUGUUCAGUCUGCUAUAGGACACACGGACCAGAGUGUAGAUCAUUCUGAAGAGCAAAAGUCUGUGUAGAAUAGCUAAUCAAAUACCUGAUCAAUUCAAUACAUGAUUGACGAUAACAGUAUUAAAACUUAAUUUAUAGGUGUGAUGACCUUGUGUAAAGAUAAUUAUAAUUAAUUAAUUAAUUAAAUAAUAUGGUUAUGCUACCAGCAAGCACUGAUAUGCAACUUUUCUUUGCUUGCACUGAAACUACGACACUCAUUACAAAUGAGGUGUUUUCAUGAAGGAACUAAUACUAAAGUUCUGAAAUUCAGUUGUAAAGAUAAAAAAUACAGGUUUCUCAGACAUCACCAGCUCUUUUGUACAGACUAUUAUUCUGAGUUAGAAUUACCCAUUAUUUUCUCUGUGUCAGCUGGAAGCUCUGAGAAUGAAAAUAAGAAAUUAUAUUUUGCAUAAAGAAAAUCAAGCCUUUUUAGGACCUUUAGGGUUUAUCGCAUUGUAAUGUAAUUUUUAUGGUAGUGUUAUUACUAAACCACAAUUCCAACAUUUCAUAGUGCAAAUCAUCAUUCUCAUUACAGUAAUGCAAAAAUUAUUGUUGUAUUUGUUGUGCUGGCUUUAAUUUAUGCCUUUAUUUUGUGUUUUUAUUUAAAAAAAAAAAAGUCAGAUGGGAAGAUUUUCAUUACUGUACUAAAAAUAAAACAUCUGAAUGCAUUACAGUUAUGAGAAUGGAGAAAGUGAGCCUUAAUGGUUCUAAAAAUAAGCUAUAUUUUUUAUGCAAAAUAUAAUUAUUUUUGUAUUCUUUUUUUUUAUAUUUUGAAGGUGAAAAAUGAUCUAAGCAUGUUCUUGACAUGCUUUGUGAGAUUCACCCAAGUACGUUAUACUACAGUAAACGCUUAAUCUUACACAUUUGCAACAGAGCAACAUAUAAUAGUAAUAUAUUAUUCAAAUGGAAAACCUGUGACUCAUGUAUUUAUUUAGCUCCUCAUUUACAGUACAAACUACAGUAUUAUUGUUAAAGUAUGGCAUAAAUAAAACAUACUGAGGUUUUCUCAUACCUAAACCUAA